Molecule: messenger RNA, 4040 nt
Organism: Vombatus ursinus (common wombat)
Lineage: Eukaryota; Metazoa; Chordata; Mammalia; Diprotodontia; Vombatidae
Product: transcriptional repressor p66-beta
Exons: 12
Coding region: 251-2038 (595 amino acids)
Biological process (GO): negative regulation of transcription by RNA polymerase II
Cellular component (GO): NuRD complex
Molecular function (GO): zinc ion binding; sequence-specific DNA binding
Source: RefSeq, a predicted model, not a curated record
CCCGGCCCGGCUCGGCCCGGCCCGCCCUCUCUUCUCCCCUUCCCCUCUCCCCGGCCCCGAAAGCGGGGGCCUGGAGUCCAUACUGCCGCCGCCUUUUCCUUUUUCGCCGCCUCCGUUGCCGCUUGAGGAGACGGACCGAGCCGGGAGUUCCGCCGCCACCGCCAGAUGGAUAUAUGUGGAGUUUGUCGGGUGGAAAUGAGAAUUAAAACGUGUUAAUGAAUAGAGGGGUCGUAACUUUACAGUUGGCUUUAUGAUGGACAGAAUGACAGAAGAUGCCCUUCGCUUGAAUCUGCUGAAGCGAAGCCUGGACCAGGCAGAUGAACGUGAUGAUGUCCUGGCAAAGAGACUCAAGAUGGAAGGACAUGAGGCUAUGGAGCGAUUAAAAAUGUUAGCACUGCUCAAAAGGAAGGACCUGGCAGGCAUUGAGAUGCCCCAUGAGUUACCUACUAAACAAGAUGGUGGCAGCGGUGGCAAGGGCUAUGAGGAAAAACUUAAUGGGAACCUGAGGCCGCAUGGAGAUAACAGGACUGCUGGACGGCCAGGCAAGGAGAACAUCAAUGAUGAACCUGUGGACAUGAGUGCUAGGAGAAGUGAGCCAGACCGGGGACGGCUGACUCCCUCCCCUGACAUCAUUGUCCUUUCUGACAAUGAAGCCUCCAGUCCUCGUUCCAGUUCCCGAAUGGAAGAGAGACUGAAAGCAGCCAAUUUGGAGAUGUUUAAGGGGAAAGGUAUUGAAGAGCGGCAGCAACUUAUUAAGCAGCUGAGAGAUGAGCUACGUCUAGAGGAAGCCAGACUGGUACUGUUGAAGAAACUAAGGCAGAGUCAGCUACAGAAGGAGAAUGUGGUUCAGAAGACCCCAGUUGUACAAAAUGCAGCAUCAAUUGUCCAGCCAUCUCCUGCCCAUGUAGGACAGCAGGGCCUGUCCAAGCUUCCUUCCAGGCCUGGUGCUCAGGGAGUGGAGCCCCAAAACCUGAGAACAUUGCAGGGUCACAGUGUCAUCCGCUCAGCCACCAACACAACCCUUCCACACAUGCUGAUGUCACAGCGAGUUAUUGCACCAAACCCUGCCCAACUGCAGGGCCAGCGAGGGCCACCCAAACCUGGCCUCGUACGUACCACCACACCCAACAUGAACCCCGCCAUCAACUACCAGCCGCAGUCAAGUUCUUCUGUCCCUUGCCAGCGCACAACAUCCUCUGCCAUCUAUAUGAACCUUGCCUCUCACAUCCAGCCAGGGACUGUUAACAGAGUGUCUUCACCACUCCCCAGUCCCAGUGCCAUGACUGAUGCAGCCAAUUCACAGGCAGCAGCUAAGUUGGCCCUUCGUAAGCAGCUGGAAAAAACACUGCUGGAGAUCCCACCCCCUAAGCCUCCUGCCCCUCUGCUCCACUUCCUGCCCAGUGCAGCCAACAGCGAGUUCAUCUAUAUGGUGGGCUUGGAGGAGGUGGUGCAGAGUGUCAUUGACAGCCAAGGCAAAGGUUGUGCCUCACUUCUGCGGGUGGAGCCAUUUGUAUGUGCUCAGUGCCGCACAGACUUUACCCCACACUGGAAGCAAGAGAAAAAUGGCAAGAUUCUGUGUGAGCAAUGCAUGACCUCCAACCAGAAGAAGGCCCUAAAGGCUGAGCAUACUAACCGGUUGAAGAAUGCCUUUGUCAAAGCCCUACAGCAGGAACAGGAAAUUGAACAGCGACUACAGCAGCAGGCAGCCCUCUCCCCUACUACGGCUCCAGCUGUGUCCAGUGUCAGUAAGCAAGAGACCAUCAUGAGACACCAUACGCUCCGGCAGGCUCCACAGCCCCAGAGCACCCUCCAGCGUGGCAUCCCCACAUCUGCCCGCUCCAUGCUUUCCAACUUUGCACAGGCACCCCAGCUGUCUGUGGCAGGAGGCCUCCUUGGCAUGCCAGGUGUUAAUAUUGCUUACUUGAACACUGGCAUCGGGGGACACAAAGCACCCAGCCUGGCAGACCGACAGAGGGAGUACCUUUUAGACAUGAUCCCACCCCGGUCUAUAUCGCAGUCCAUCAGUGGACAGAAAUAACGCCUAUUCCACCUGCCCCGCCCCAACCCUGAACCCCUCUGUUCCCUCCCUCUCUCCCUUUGCCCCCAACUUCCGUCGCAUGCAGUGCCUGUACUGGUGCCUACCAUACACGGAAAACAAAACAAAACAAAAAAAAAACAGAAGACAAAAAAAAGAAACCAACAAGAAAACACAUACUCAUGCCCCUCCCUGCCACCUCCCCUCUUUCCACACUGCAGCGAUCUGUUCCUCUGCCGCUCUUUUCUUCUCUCUUCAGUUUUCUAUGAUAGUGAGAGGUGGAUCUGCACCCCACUAGAGGUCAGAGUGAGGUCCCAGGGAGAAUCUGUGCCCUCUGACAUAUGUUUCUGAAGCUUGUUUUUAUGCUAUAAUUAUUAUUAUUUUUAAUGAUGUCUCGUGUCCUCCCUUUUUGUUCAAUGGACGGUUAAACCCUUUUCUUUCUCCUUUUUUUUUCUUUCUAUUUUUAACAAAGAUAUCCACUUAAGUGAUAGGAGCAUUGCAGUGGUUUUCUUCAUGGGGGUGGGGCUCCAGCCAAAAGGCAUAAGGUGACUAAGGCUGGUUAGGGGGUGAAUACGUUUAAUCAGUGGAAUUUAGUGGCAACACAAGAGGAAGAAUGGCACCUCCAGGCUCUGAGGCAUAGGAUUUCUUAGGAAAGGGGAACAUUGUAGCUGGGCUCUGGGAAUGAGGGUCAGGUGCUUUGGAAGGGAGAAGCUUUAAAACACAGCACCCAUAGUACUUAACCCAUGGUGCUAGUGAGGGUGGGAAAGCAUGGGCAAGAUUUUGAACUAGGGAGGACUGUUAUCAGGUCGUGGCCUCUGAACAAUAAGAACCAGGAGCAAGGAUAAUCUUUGACUCCAUUGGAAAGAAAGGAGUCUGUUUGAGGUUAGGUGGCCCAACUUCAGUCCACUAAAGUCAUCCUAACCUGUCCCUUCUGCCUAUAGCCCCAGCCACACUAAGGGUGAAAGGCAUUAUCUGACCCCCAAGCAGAAUUUGACUGGGGGACCUGGAAGUUGGAAUGGGAGUGAGUAAAUUGGGAAAGAGGAGGAAUAGUUGUGGAGGAAGGAAGAACAGAAGGGGUUUUCUCCAUGAAGGUAAGGUUGGUUCACUUUGCAGUCUGGCUUCUCUCCCUUUUACCUCCUGAACAUAGAGGGCAAAGGAAGGAAAGGUUUCCAACCCAGGUGGGGAGCCCCAUCCUGACUAUACCCUUGGCAAAUUUGUUACUGCACCAAGCCAAAUGACUCACUUCAAAACCAGCUUCAGAGGCUGCUUCUGAGAUCUAAAGUUGGUUUUUAAAGUAUUUUCAGAAUUUUAAUAGUUUUGUUUUUGUUUUUGUUUUGUUUGGGAAUUGCUACUAAUGUAGAAAAUGAAUUGAAUUGUGCAAUGUCAUUCUGGGAAUGGGGGGAGGAAUUAGCACCCAAUCUGCGCACCUUUUGGAUUGAGGGGGCAGGGAAGGUGCCAGGCUUUCUUUGAGGUGUGCUGCCCUCAAACACACACCCUUCUAGCUCUAAUAAACCACCAGAGGUCCCCUAAAUAUAGCAUGCCCAAAAGAAAGGCAUGGGGAAGGAGUGUGAGGUCCUGACCUGCUUCCAAAACCAGCCAGAAUGCCCCCCUCCCCCUGAAAAAAAAAGGCACUUUUAAAAAUUAAUGAAAGAAAGAAAAGACUACACAUUCCCCCAAAAGGUUUUUGGUGUUUGGAAUAGGGAUAAAGGAGCUGGGACCAGGCUUUGGUCCUCCACCCACUCCUGACACCCCUGUGCCAUUUCGGGUGAUUGUACUGGCCCCACGGGCCUUCCCCGGUUUUUUUUCUUCCUCCCUUCUCCCCAAAAUCCAUUGAGCACUUAAUAGAGGGGCAAAGAUACAGCCUGUGUCUGGACUCCCUGGUGGUGAAAGGAUCUGGAAGCUAGAAGCUAGUAACCGGUAGUGAUGGGGUUGUUGUUGCGAGUGUUGUCUGAUGGGGUGUGUGGUACCCCCUGACUGUAAAUGGGGUGGGGGUGGGGGGAAUAGU